AUGUCAAAAAAACCACCAGCGGCAAAAAAGCAAAAAACUGAAAUUGAACCCAAAAAAUCUAGAAUUGUCAGAUCAACUAGUGAGAGGAUUGAAAAUUAUUUGAAGAACAAUGUAGGUAGGAAAUGUUGGGAAAAAUAUAUACACAAUACCAUACCAGGGUUAAAUUUAAAUAAAAAACCUUGGGUUCAACAAUGGGAUUUUGAAAACGCUGUUAAUUUAUACCAUCCGUAUCCUUACACCUGUGAUUUGCCCAAACCAUUGUUGCCGCCUGCUAGAACUAGGAGACACAUUGACAAUCAACACGACCCGGCAACUGAUCUGCUGUUUGCUAAGCAGUUCAUCCAAGAUGACAUGGAUCUGAUAUUAGACCACUUUGAAAACGAUAUAGAAGGUCACAAUGUUCUAUCAAAUAAAGAUGUCGAAUGGUCUGGGAAGAAGUAUGACAGAGGUCAUGCGGUAGUACCUCGGUAUGUUGCUGACCUUGCUGAUAUUAUUGAAUGUGAUCCAGAUCCAUUUUUCGAAGGGAAAUAUAAUUGGUAUUAUACUGGCGGGUCUAUAAAUAAUAUUUACUUCAACAAUAAAAAUUUAUUAAUCUUUCCAUUUAUGCAAGAUGUUGUUGCAAGUCCAAUAAAUCUUAAAGAUAAUUCCCUGUGGAAGCCAGAUUUAAGUAAAGCCAGUAAAUUAACUAUCGGUAACCCCGUUUACGAAGUAAGACAUCAUGUUUCAUCUGACAACUGUCGUAUUUUAGUGAGAUGUAAGCACGAGUGUGUUUUUUAUUCAUUGACUUCUAAUGAUGAGGGUAAGCUAAGUUUAGAAGCGCUGGAUAACAAGGAGAAUAAAUCCACACCGUUUAUCAGUGCCGCUCUGAACCCCGUGGAUCCAAAUCAAUUUUGUACACUUAAUGUAGGACGCAUAUUUGAGCAAUGUGAUAUGGUAUCAGGAAAAUGUUUAUCUAAAAGUCUUGUUAAUACUAGAAAUCCAGUUCCUGAUAGUUGGGGAAGUAUUAUAUAUAAUUCGAGUCCUAACAUUGUAGCUUUGACUGACAGAAAUGCUUUGCAUUAUAUGGACUUACGAGUUUCACUAAAAGUACCAACAGUAAGCAUGUAUCCUCAAGAAAUGCUAAAUGAGUGUGACUUAGUGUCCCUCCACAUGCCCAGCGAACGUCCCUCUCGUCAUUACCUCGGAACAUACCACCAUUUCUUGAUGGUCGAUGAUCGAUCUCCAGAUCAAUGUGUUCAUCAGAAAUGGACUCAUCAGUUCAGAUCACCUCCUCUGACUGGAGCUACUUCCAUGUGCGAUGGUGAAGAAGUAAUAAUUAUCUCUAGUCAAUUGCCAUCUGAAAAAUCUGUAAUUAUUAACACCUGGCAGCAAUUUGAUGAUCCACAUAGUUAUUACCUGCCUCACGCAGUUCCUACUAUUUUAGAAACUUUAAAAGAAUCUCAGUUGUUAGGAACUUGUUUAGAUCCGAUAACAUCAACAAGGGUUGGAUUAAGUACAGUUGGAUCUACUUUGAUGGUUCAUGAUAAAAAUAUUUAUUAUUUUAAUCAAAAUUCUUUAGAAGACGUUUUUUAUUCUUGUAUUACUCACAACGAGCUAGAAAAAAAUAUUAGUUUAAUAAAUGAUUAUGCUGGCCAUGCAUUAAAAUGUUGGGAAAAAGAAAUGUUAAAAAAUCAAGAAAAAUUAUUAAUACCUUUAGCAAUAACUGACCGCUUUAAUAUGGAGCAUAUAUUUAAACAAUUCUCAGACACGACAUUAAAGUACGAAUUAAGCGCAGAAGAAAAUUUCAUGCCUGAAUACUGGAGAACGCCAGUGUACAAGUUAAGAGAGUACAAGGAUCUACUGGCGCCUUUGCUAUUGGACCCAUGGGAUCUGGAGUGUGACUUGGGUGAUUACGUUCCCGAUGAACCUAAAGAGGAUCCUAAGCAACGCUGGCUAGACGAUUGGGUCCAGUCGACCACCAGUAGCCAAGCUGUUCCACCUCUGGAAGAAAAUUUGUCCAUGUCUCAGGUCCUUGAUGAUGAUCAUGAUCACAUUCCAUUCACUCCGGUAUUAACACAAGAUCAUGUCAGUGUCAGUCAACAGCACAUGCAGCCGAAUCCCGAAAUUCCAGUGCCGAUAAUUAAAACGGAGCCUGCUGAUCUUGCUGAAGAGCUCGAUGAUUUUACGACUAUUACGAAAGUUGUUAAGCCUAAAAAACCGAAGAAGAAACCUACGAGCACUUACACAGAUGGAUUUUAA
Molecule: messenger RNA, 2238 nt
Organism: Cotesia congregata
Lineage: Eukaryota; Metazoa; Arthropoda; Insecta; Hymenoptera; Braconidae
Source: the annotation of a GenBank genome assembly